UUACAAGGCGUUUUGUUGUCCUCUGGUCGAAAGAAACUGUCUGCUAGUUAGUUAAGUGUCUGUUUAAUUUUCAUUUUGUUAUGUUUUGCGCCAAUUAAAUAUCUAAUAACAUAAAAAAUAUGGACAAAUUAUUAAAAACUAUAGGUAAUUACAUUUCACGUAGAGGUUAUGUACUAUCAAAUCAAUUAUCUGUGAAAUCUUUCCACUGCGCUAAAUUGCUAGAGGUUAGAUUUAGAUUGCAUCAGAAGUAUCCAUUACUUAUAAAUUCUCCUUUAUUGAGACAUUUUUCGCAACGACACACUAACUUAGGCAUUCAGUUUCAAUCAAACUAUAAUGAUUAUGAACAUCAAUCAGGCUGUUGCCCAUCGAUAUCUUCUAAACCCUCAUAUGCUCUUCUUAGUUUAGGAUUCAUGACAGCGUGUUGCGCCUCAUAUGAUUCAGAUAAACGUCUUGUAACUGCAGCAAAAAAUGGAAAUGAUGCAGAAGUUAAAAAGCUUAUUCGAGAGGGUCAUGAUGUCAACAAACGCCACCCACUGGGUUGGACAGCCCUUCAAGCAGCAGCAAUUAAUGGCAAAGCGGGAACUGUUAAGGUUCUUUUGGAUGCUGGGGCAGAUCCUAAUAUGGGAGAUGAAUUCUCUAAUGUGUACCGAGCGGCAAUGGAACGUGGAAUGAGAGCUGCAGAGGUUGUCACAGUUCGAGAGGAAGAAUUUAGUGAUCGAUUAGAUUACAUGGCCACAUUCCGCAAUUUCACUGCCUUACAUUAUGCCGUGCUUGCCGAUGAUGUGGAUACUGUCGCUGUACUACUACAAGGAGGGGCUAACCCUCUUCUUCAAAACGACCAUGCUAAGCAACCUUUAAGUUAUUCAAACAGAGAAAAUAGAAGGCUUGUUAAUCUCCUAGAGUCCCAUAUGAAAACUUACGAAAAGAAACAGAAGGAGCUGGAGGCUCUUGAAAGGAGAAAGUUUCCUCUAGAACAACGACUAAGACAGCAUAUUGUUGGCCAAGAGAAUGCAAUUGUUACUGUCGCUGCAGCCAUCAGACGCAAAGAAAAUGGAUGGGCUGAUGAAGAUCAUCCUCUUGUAUUCCUUUUUCUUGGAUCAUCAGGCAUCGGGAAGACAGAAUUAGCCAAGCAGCUGGCAUCAUAUAUCCACAAAUCAAAAACAGAAUCUUUUAUUCGACUUGACAUGUCAGAAUAUCAAGAAAAACAUGAAGUUUCAAAGCUGAUUGGUUCUCCACCUGGCUAUGUAGGACAUGAUGAAGGAGGUCAGCUAACAAAAAGAUUACGAAGUUGCCCCUCUGCAGUUGUGCUCUUUGAUGAAGUCGAUAAGGCCCAUCCUGAUGUUCUCACAGUUCUUCUUCAGUUGUUUGACGAGGGAAGGCUCACAGAUGGCAAAGGAAAAACCAUUGAAUGCAAGGAUGCAAUUUUUGUCAUGACCUCCAACCUUGGAAGUGAUGAAAUUGCUAAUCAUGCUCUACACCUCCGCGAAGAAGCCAAAAUGCGGGCCAAGCAAUUAAAGGAGGAAAGCAAGCAAAAUGAAAUGACAGAGACUGUUACAAUAUCUCGCCAAUUUAAGGAGCGAGUUGUGCAACCAAUACUUAAGAGACAUUUCAGAAGAGAUGAAUUUUUGGGACGCAUCAAUGAAAUUGUAUACUUUCUGCCAUUCUCAGAAUCUGAAUUAUCUGAGCUUGUUCAAAAAGAACUUCAAAGGUGGUCUAAAAGGGCAAAAGAGAAGCAUAAUAUAGAACUUGAAUGGGAUCACAGUGUUGAGGCCAUUCUGACAGAUGGAUAUGAAGUUAACUAUGGAGCUCGGUCCAUUAAGUAUGAAGUAGAGAGACGUGUUAUUAGUCAGUUAGCUCUAGCCCAUGAGCGUGGCAGCAUAUCACCUGGUAGCACUGUGCAAAUUCUUGUUGUUUGGCCAAAAAGUGAGACUGAAAGGCCGGUCAUCAGACUGAGGGUUAAAGCUAAAGGUCGUAAAGAGUUUGUAGAUAUUGACGAAAAGGAGUUAUCUGUUGCCAAAGUUGAUGAUGAAGCAGGAAAUGGAUUUCUGUUUUGAUGAAAGAUUUUUCUAAGACCUGGGAGCAAGGAUGAGCACUAUUUUUAUAUUUCCUUCCUUGCUGUUAAAAAGCUGUGAUUAUUUUGUUGAUCUUGUGUUGCUUAAGUUAACAAGAGACAAGAAAUUAAAGAAAUUGUGUUUUCAUGUAACUAUCCAACUAAGUUGAGGACCAUGUUGUAAGCACAUUGUAUUUAGAAAUGAAAUAUUACGCCCAUUCAUGUUGUUUGUGUUAUUAAAUACAAGUUUCAUUUGCUCUA
Molecule: messenger RNA, 2311 nt
Organism: Frankliniella occidentalis (western flower thrips)
Lineage: Eukaryota; Metazoa; Arthropoda; Insecta; Thysanoptera; Thripidae
Product: caseinolytic peptidase B protein homolog
Exons: 9
Coding region: 120-2054 (644 amino acids)
Biological process (GO): cellular response to heat
Cellular component (GO): mitochondrion; cytoplasm
Molecular function (GO): ATP hydrolysis activity; ATP binding; protein binding
Source: RefSeq, a predicted model, not a curated record